AGCUCUCCGCAGAUCUCACAGAAGGCGGAAUUCACGCGUUUUCAGGCACCUCUACCGCACCAAAACACAAUCAUGCAGCGAUUACUUGUCACUCUUUGCCUCGGCGCCGCGUCGGCGUUCGCGCCGCAAGUUUCGACGACGAACAGCCUUGUUAGGCUGCAGGCCAAUCCCAUCGACAUCUACAGCAGUCCUGCGGCGCGGAAUCGCGACUUCGUACAUUCGUGGGAGCGGCAGCAAUUGGACUACUUCGCGCUGCCAAUCGUCGCGCUGCCGGAAGCCCGGACAUCAAAGUUAGCGACGUGACGCCACCGCGCUCUGAGGCCGAUAGAGGAUCGAUUCCCGCGCGCAGGCGCGGCCGAGGACUGCUUGCAGGAGGAGUGCUCCGUCGACACGGUCCAGAUGCUCGUGGGCCAGCUCAAGACGCGCGAGCAGGAGCUCGCGAAGAAGGGCCGCAUCGUCGACUACGAGCGCGAGGCCGCACUCGCGGGCGUGCGCACGAUGAUCCACGACCUUGAAGGCGCCGACGCGGCGUCCUCGCUAUUUUCACGCCAUCGACGCGGCGGGGGGAUGGCGUUGCGGUAGGGUAGAAUUCCGACGCCAUCGACACGUGCCCGCGCAGGCCCGGCCGACCCCAACCCCGUAGUCCUUGCCGUCAAGGCCGCGUUCGACCUGAACAAGGCCAACGUCUACGUCAACAAGUGA
Messenger RNA from Pelagomonas calceolata, 702 nucleotides. Lineage: Eukaryota; Pelagophyceae; Pelagomonadales; Pelagomonadaceae. The record is from the annotation of a GenBank genome assembly.